Schistosoma haematobium is the source of this 8054-nucleotide messenger RNA. RefSeq lists its product as uncharacterized. The coding region runs from base 2711 to 3118 and encodes 135 amino acids. The record is from RefSeq and is a predicted model, not a curated record. Lineage: Eukaryota; Metazoa; Platyhelminthes; Trematoda; Strigeidida; Schistosomatidae. The transcript is spliced from 8 exons.
AAAAAAUAAUAUUUUAUGCUAGGAAGAAUUAGCAUGCAGUGCAGAUGAAUAGCUUCAUAACGUCAAGAAGCCAAAGUGAAACAAUCUAUGCGAUCUAAAAAGAUACCCAGCAAAAUAUUGGAAAUUGAAUAACUCGAACGAAGAAUUAUGAAAGUAGCAAACCCUGACCCUGACAAUAAAGUGUUGUUUCCUCUUGCUUCUCUUCAGCGGCAAGCCUGGGUCGAAACUUAAACUAACUUUCUUGCCGUAGGAAAAAUUCCAACAGUGUUGGGGAAACUUUGAGAAGGCUAUAUUAGGAGAAAUUACGAAAACGCGACAGAAAACCUGUAAUUUCCCUGGUUUAGAGUUUCCCUCAAAAAUACCCAAAACACCUGGGCCCCCAAAUGCCAUGGUACGGCCGAGGGUGGGGAGAGUCAGCUCUCUAGAAAUGCUCUCACAUGGCCACGAGUAUACAGCCACUGCCAGAAAACUCCUACUCACUGCCUUAUCGCAGUUGGGGUUUGUUAACGAAAUUGAAAGGACGAAAAGUGAAUGUCCAGUGCUUUAACCGGGUUGAUGGAUAUCGUGGAUCCACCUAGGAAAGUUGGAAACCCUUGAUUCCAAACCAAUGGUGCACAUGGGCUGCAGUAUCCUGAAGGAACAAAUGGCGUAUGAGCCAAUCGUUGGUCACUGGCUACCACGCGACUGCGUCUUCUGACAUUGUUCCACUACCUUGUGGAUCAGACUUAUAAGUCGAAGGCCUCGGGCGUGACCCCCUAAGGAAACUACUUGUUUCGGUCUGGGUACUUGGGCAGUAUCACAGCCCAUGAACAAAUCAAGUGACUUUUGUGGCGCAUAUGUAUUCAGUUCCCCUUUGUACCAAUAUUUAUGUAUUCAAAUAAAUAAAUAAAAUAAAUGGGGAAAUUUCGCUUUCUGAUUAUUUCCCCAGAAUCUACAAAAACUUUGGGGAAAUCCAUCUAUAUUAUUUAGUAGAACACCGAAAUUACUGAGUAUUCUGGAGAAAACCUGAAAAUUUUCCCAACGUUCUCGAGAAGUUAUAUGGUCUUUAUUGAGAAGUACCCAGAAUGUUCUUUGCGUAUAAACGUCUUUCUUUACCUUUAGUUAAUUUCGCAAAUUUAACGCAAUUCGAAAACAAUUACGCCACUGUACCCAACAUCAAAAUGUCUGUUGUCGCACACACAUCUAGCUUGUAUAAAUGUUCUCUGCGGAACUAAGUGAAUGCUUCUUAGAAGACAAUAUAAUGUGGACACGCAAUCAUAGUUUAUUUACCUCAUCAAAGUAGUCAUAUCUUGCCAACAUUUGCAGCAACAAACACUAUAUGUAAGCGUUGCCGUAGUUAAGAGACUGGCGCGUUAUUAAUAAGAUUGUUUAUUGAAAUAUAAAAAAGACUACAUAUAGAUCUUUCGCGAAUUCUUUGCAUUUUCAUAUUCUUCUCAAUGGCGAUUUUCUUUUUGAUGUGUUCAUCACGUAGAAGUUGGACUUUCGUUCUCAGUGUUCUACAAACAACGGAACGUUACCCUUCUAUGUAACGAACAUAAUACCAAAGCAGUCCCAAUGCUAAUAGUAGACAAACAAAUGCCUAAUGUUAUAGCAAUAAUCGAACCUGUGGAUCUAUAAUGUCAUAUGAAAUGUGUCUCAUGUACAAACGUUAAUAUAAAAGUGUUUGCUGGAUUAAAAACUUACAGUUAGACCAGUAAGCACUUACGAAGUCAGCCGAAAAGGAAAUAUACAGUAAAUAGUAAUUUCAAGAUAAACAUUUUACAUCACGUGAUAAGAACAAACUCCUUCGUCAGAGAAAGUUUACACAAGCUAGAUGUGUGUGCGACAACAGACAUUUUGAUGUUGGGUACAGUGGCGUAAUUGUUUUCGAAUUGCGUUAAAUUUGCGAAAUUAACUAAAGAUAAAGAAAGACGUUUAUACGCAAAGAACAUUCUGGGUACUUCUCAAUAAAGACCAUAUAACUUCUCGAGAACGUUGGGAAAAUUUUCAGGUUUUCUCCAGAAUACUCAGUAAUUUCGGUGUUCUACUAAAUAAUAUAGAUGGAUUUCCCCAAAGUUUGCCCAAGCGUUCUGGGUAUUUUUAGAAAAAACUCCAAACCAGGGAAAUUGUUUAGGUUUCUUGUCUCAUUUUCCUAGUUUUUUUUAAUACAGCCCACUCAAAAUCAUGAGAUAAGGUGAUGAAUUAGAACUUAUGAACUACAGCUACUUAGUUUGUUGCAUACUUUCUGUACCAAUUAUUUGUGUGCCUUAUAUAAGAGAGGAGAAUCUUAGAAGUCUUUCUUCUAAUAUCCGCCUAUUUACGCGUUCAAAACUGUGGCGUCCAACACUUAUUUCGGUUCGACAGCUUGAGUUACCGUUGAUUAGCGUACAAUAUAGAAAUCGUUUCUCGAUACUGAUUUACACGUCAGAAUUGCUCUACGAAAUUUCUAUCAAAUGAUAGUUAAGAUACUUUAGAGCGACCCGUUAUUCAGAUUAACAUGUCUGCCAAUCCUGACUUUCCUGUCAUGAAUCGCCUAAGUAAAACAAAUGGUCAGGACAAAGUUCAGUCUAUUUCAAUCAGAAAUUUACCGGUGGAUGUAGAUGACAAAAUGCUGAGGAGUAUUAUACCUUCGGCUAAAAAAUCAGUUCACACAAGCAAACAUUUUUUAUCACAUUUUCUACUGUGAAGGGCUAUACAGAUGCAUUACGUCGUUUAAGAAGAGUCGACUUCAAUGGAGUUAAGGUCAUGUUUGCUAAAAUUUCAAUGUUCAGAAGAUCUCGAAGAUGUAUUUGAAGAUUGUCAUCACAAAUUAAUUGGAAGUCAGACUAUUAAAGCUAUAAUUGGUGUUCAAUCAACUCUUCAUUAUGAAUCCUGUGGUGCUGAUGAUACACAAGAUAUUCAUGGGUUUGAACUUGUUAGAGUACUAUCAAACAUUGACGAUGAUAAAAUUCGUAAACAAUUUCCUGAAAAUACUAUAAUUGAUUAUCAUCCAAUACCUAAUAAUGAUUUAGUCACUAGAAAUGUGUUUAUUCGUUUCGUAAAACAAGGAUUCAAUUGGCCACUUAUUAUGAUGUUAAAAAACAAUGUAUUUAGUGGAUUUCCUUUUGAAUGUCGACCAUGGACCAAUUCUAUGUUUUAGAAGCAGAAUGAAGAGAAUAACUGGACAAUCAUGAAUAUUACAAUGUAGGGAAAACAAAACAUUUAUUUUUAGAAAUAAACUAGUAUUUUACAAAGAAAAUUUAAAGGAUUUUUUGUAGUUAUGUAUAAUUUUACAUGUUUAACUUUGGUACUUUUAAAUAAAAAAAGUUCCAACCUCCUGUCUCGUCCUACUUUUCUUCACUGUGAGUAGUAGUAAACGCUGUUUUAGGCCCCAUACACAUGUAAUUAAGUUAUCUAGAUUUAUUGAUUGAGAAACACAUCUUGUCUAGAAUAUCUGAUAAUGCCUUUCUGGUUGUUUUUUAAAUAUGUUCUAAUAAACUUAUGCCUUCAUAGGACAAGGAUUUAGUCACGAACUGAUUCAACAAUGCUGUUUUAACUAUGCCAAGAGAGUGAAGAUUGGAUCUUUGAUUUUUAAAAAUGUAAACAAGGAAAUAAUCGAGUUGUUCAAUACGCGUGUUAUUUAGCAUAACCGCUUAUCUUAAAGAGCUGUUCGUUGUUGCUACCUUGAAGUGUUGGUCGGGUUAGUCUAUCGUGGUUAAUUAACCAAGUCAUACUUAAUGAAAAAGUCGUUCCUCGAGGCCUGUGGGCGAAGUCGUACUGCUGACUCUACAGACCUGUGUUGUUACCAGCUAUCUCCAAAAUCUGAGCUGGUACACGAUACAGCGUAACUUGCCUAAAUAAUGGUGUUGAGUCACCCAAUUGAGAUACGCGCAAAAUCGAAGGUUACAAAACAACGAUUUGUACAAAACCGGUGCUUUAUUGAAUAAAAUACAAAAGUUAGUUACAAGCCUCAACGUGAGAGGUGUCUGCGGCAUAUUAUUAUCUGAGAUAAAAAAGAAUUCCUGUGAUAGUAACAUAAAGAAAAAUUACAACAUACGAUAGUGCAAAAGCCAGCUGUCAAUACUUGGUAACAGUUUAUGAACACGCAAAAGAACGAACCAAGAACAAGCAAUAUGGGAACCGUUGUGUUUAAACAAUGGAUGACUAAAUACACGAAGUUGUGAAGAAUUGCAACAAUGAUUGAGAUAAAUUAAUUACAAUGAUAAACACAAUAAAUGUCAGGAAUAUAAAUAAACACUUCAAAAUCGCAUUGCAACACAAGCGUAAGAAUUGCUAGGAAUACAAAUUCCUCAAUGAAUAUAAGUUAAAACAAAACAUAAAACUAUAUGGAAAUAAAACUACUUGGUAAUACCCUCUUUCAAGUGUUUGCGUAUUGAUGUAUGAAGCAAUUGUGGCACAAAAUAAGUGGUCAUUGAUUAUUGAAUACACGUAAUCUAUAGAUCGAUUAGUGAUUUGAUGUGCUUUCUUUCCGAAAUAAUUCGCGACAAAAGAUGAAAAAAGUAACUCAAGUUAACAAAGUCCUGUUUACUAUUGUAUCACAACGAGAAUGUUUGCACAUAUUAUCUCUAUAGACGGGAAGUUUUUUCAAGGGGUUUUGAAACGGUAAAAUUUUAUACCAGAGAGAAUCAUGUAGACAAUCUAAAUGUAGCACUAACAGGAUACAACUUAUGAUGCUACUUUAAAACAUUGCAGAAUAGUCCUUGAAUCGGUCAAGUUAUACACACCAGAUUUCGUAAAAAUAAAAAUAUCAUCAUAAGAAAUUAGCGUAUAAUCUGAAACCACUUUUUCUAGUGAGGUUAUUCAACUUCAUAAUUUCUUAAACUAAAUCGUAGCUUAAGCUUUAUGUGGUGAAGGCCAACUGUUUAAAGUGAGACGAAAAAAGGGAUAAGUAAAGCACUAAUAUAUGAACGGAGUAUUAUUUUCCAAUAAAUUUUCUUUCAGUUCCACAUUCAAAUUAAUAAUCCAAAGAGUGACUACGUUUAAGAGAAGUACAUCAUAUAAAACCAUAGCAUGUGAAUUUAAGAUUGUUCGUAAAACAAAUAAAAAUUACAGCAGAACCCAAAGAGAAUUUACUGGAAAGAAUAAUCAUCGUUCAUAUAUUAGUAUUUUAAUAUGGGGAUUUUUAAACGAAAUAUCUGUUUAAACGCAGUGAUUUAACUAGUGGUCGCUGAGUUCUUUUAACAUCUUGCCAUCGAAUAUCAGAGUUGUAAACUUUUCCACACUGUGAUUCCAAAGGCAUCUCAUACUGUUUCCUUAUUCAUGUUUUUCGUCUUCGUAUAUGUAGACGCGUUACCAUACAGUUAGGCAUUCCUUAAAAAAUAACCUAGCCUAAAGGUCGUAACUCAAACACUCGACAAAAUGAAUUUCACAUUUUCGUGAGACACAAUUGAUAGUACAGCAUAUCUUCAAAUAAUUAAGUAUUGUUUCACAUUAACGUGAUGACCAUAAAGAACUUUGGUUCAAAGUAAAAACAGUAAACUCAGUAGGAAGAUCUGAUUUGCCAUUCGUACUUUUCAUACGGGGAUAUUUUUUAAAUGAAGUGGAGAAUUUAUUUGAUACUUGAUCAAUAAACUCGUCAUAAUCAGAUUAUAGUAGUACAUCUUUGCUGAACAACCAGACACAAGUGCAACGCCACUUCCGUCGAUCAGAGAAGCACAAAUAAAUGGUGUGGGAUGUCCAGAUUGCGCGAAAAACCGGAUCAUCUAAAGUCACAGAAAUGACAAUACACAAGCCAGAUCUGCGUGAAAUAAGUAAAACUACAUGUACACAAUCUGGACAGAAAUCAUUUCAUUUCAGUAGAACUGUUGUAUUCUCGUCAUAAGGAAGAAAGCGCAACACAUACACGAGUUGCACUGAUGCUGUCCAGAAAAACACGAAAACCGCCUAUAAGAUGGGAGACCUAAGGCGACAGAAUUAUCGAAACAUACUCCAAAGCAAAAAAGAAAACAUUGUAAUGAAUAUUGCCCACUGAUACACACCCAUCAAUGAUGUCAGUAAAGAUUAUGAAGACCUGUUCUAUCAGAUAAUACAGUCUAUCCUGAAGAAAUGUCCAGGAAAACACCUAACAAUCUUCGCGAGGGAACACGAACACAGGAUCCUAGUGUGGUCAUUUACUUGACCUCACCUCGCAAAACGAGGAUCUGACGAGAUAAACCCUCCGCGUAUCUGGCGACCCGAUGGCUAGUUCUCGUGAACUGGCAGGUGUACGCAUAGCACUAAGUACGAGGGCAGAACAAGCACUAAUACAGUAGAUUCCCGUUAACAGUCGUCUAUGUACUGUUCGGCUAAACGGCUCCAUAAGAAAUCGGAAGGAUAGGGACACAUAGUUAACUUCUCGUCAUUUCUUCCUAUGCUUCCUCUGACUGCAACCUGGAUGAAGUGAAGGAUGACUUUCACAGAAAGCUUUCUGGAUUUCUUCAAAAAGCUAAACACUCAGACAUAGUGCUCAUAGAAGGUGAAUUUAAUGUCCAACUAGUUAGAUUAAAUCCAACAGAUGGAUAUUUCAGUGGGUAUUUUGGUAUUCUGGCUCAGCGAACAGAUAAUGGUGACCGUCUGCUGCAAACCUAAAAGACUUACGUGUUAAACCGAUAAUAAUUGUUGAAAGGAAUAAUUUUAUUUGAGGUUCGGCUAUUCAACCCGUGGCAAAAAGAGUAUAUAUGUCGAUUUGGCUAUUGAAAGCUAGGUUAUAGUUAAUACAAUGUUAAGACGUUUACUUAUUUUCUAUGAGACAUUAUUAUCACUUGAAAUAGAGAUGAGCCACUUAUUGAAAAUGGAUACAUCCGUCUUAUUGUCGCAAUUUCUUUUUUUUAGUAAAAUAAUACUUUUAUAGUCAACCCCACAAUUCUCACUUAAAGUAGGUGCCCCAGUCAAUUUUAUAAAGUCAUUGGAAACGACAUAACCUAUUUGAUUUAAAAGAGAUUAUGAGUAAUAGUCAAUAAUUAGUACCAUAUAUACACUUCUCCAACAGUACUUUAAUAACAUAGAGCUAUCUCCUCAAGUAACGCCAUAGCACUCUUCUCUGCAACCACAUUCAAACCUUUACGCAUCUAACAACACGGAGAACCGAGUUGCUUUGCAAGAAGACGCAAGGAUUGUUGAGAUCAGUCUAUUCAGGCUGUGAACGUACACGAUAAUAAAUGAAAUUACGAUAUAACAGUGGAUUAAGACUGAGGUGUUUCUUAUUUAGCGGAUAAUAACGAUCAACAUAAAAUUAUCAGCUUCAGUGUCUGACUGAAUACCAGUGCACUGGACGACUGGUAAACUGACUUUGAUCAUUUAUAAACUACAAAAGCAUUAGCGCGAAUUAAUCAAAAAAUCUUUAUUAACUGUGAAAAGAUAACUUUAAUAUUUAAAUCAUUUCUACAAAUUUACCAAUGAGAGGGUACUCCGAGAAAUGAAUAUUUUUAAAAACAUUAGAGACAUAACUAUUUUCUGUGCAAUGACAAAUAUAUUAGCCAUCUAGAAAGAUCAGAAAACGUGAAAACAAUUAUAAUUUAAACACAAUCUACCAAAUAAUUGCUUAGAUAUAGCUGAAAUCGAAGUAAAUACCAGUAUUAAAAUCAUUGGUGAUUUGUAAGAUUACUAUCGUGCGUCAUGGACCGUAAAAGUAGCAUUAGGGGGGGGGCAUAAGAAUGAAAAAUUUUCAUCAUUGGAGCAACUAGUCCUUAGGGGAUCGCUUGUUGAAAUAUGCUUCUAGGUUUCUCGAAACUAAGUCGAUGUUUUUUAAGGUUAACUUCAAUACCUUGUAGGUGUGUGCAUGUAUGAAGAAUACUGAAUUUCUCUUGAACAUCAGUUGUCAAGAAUGCAAGAUUCAUUGAUUCAAAAAUUGGAUUUGCGAAACAAUAUAGACUUUCCCCAAGAAUUUAAAUUUACACACAAACAUACCUAAAAUUGCUCAGAAGGAAACAAAAAACUGCAAUUAAUUCGUGGCUCGAAAUAGGUUGAAUUAGUGUAGAUGUGUACAUUCUUUAGCUUUUCUAUCCGCAUUGUCAUUCGUUCUUUCAUAAACUCAAUCCCUAUCAUCAACACGAUUCUUCCAAGCUUAACUUGUUCUUCUUCUCUCUUUCACUGUUCAG